Bacillus rossius redtenbacheri is the source of this 2289-nucleotide messenger RNA. Its product is annotated as ectonucleotide pyrophosphatase/phosphodiesterase family member 5-like. The record is from RefSeq and is a predicted model, not a curated record. NCBI's taxonomy places the organism in Eukaryota, Metazoa, Arthropoda, Insecta, Phasmatodea, Bacillidae. The transcript is spliced from 7 exons. Bases 121 to 1569 code for a protein of 482 amino acids.
UAGCUGUUCUGAGUUUGAAAUGUUUGUUUACAUUAGUUUUGUUACCUGAACCUAUAAAAAUAAUUAUAGAUACUUAUCACUUGAUCAACUUAAACACGACAUAAUAUUGUUUAAAAUAAUAUGUAUUUAAAACAUUUAAUGUUAAUGUUAAACAUGGGGUUACAUGCCGUUUUCAUCCGUGCAUUGUCAAAACAUCCACUCGUUCUUAUCGUUUCGUUUGACGGAUUUCGAUAUAAUUAUUUUAAUAAAAACGUUACGCCAACUCUCGAAUCUCUCAAGUUAAAUGGAACAUAUACUAUGUACAUGAAAAAUGUUUUUCAAACCAAAACGUUUCCAAAUCACCAUUCGAUUGCUACUGGUGUUUACCCAGAAGUACACGGUGUACUGGCACCUCAAGUGUAUGAUCCAAAGUAUAAAACAAUAUUGAAGUACAGCUAUGAGUUGUGGCACUACAACGAAGAUAUUUUACCAAUUUGGAUAGUGAACGAGAAAGCCGGGGAUGGCCGUCACAGCGGUACCAUGAUGUGGCCUGGGAGUGACUUCAAGUACCAGGACACGAGCCCCACAUUUCAAAUGAACUUCAACGUGUCUGUGCCGUGGGAGCGGCGCGUCGACACAGCGCUCGAGUGGUUCCUUGACCCCGUCACGCCGGCCAACCUCGUCAUGCUGUACGUGGAGGAGCCGGAUGCCAGUGCGCACGUGUUCGGCCCCGAGUCCCAGCAAGUCCUCAAACAGAUCGCGAAGGUGGACUCCCUGACGGGCUAUCUGCGGGAGCGUCUGCGCGCCGCCGGGUUGCUCGGCCUGAUGAACGUGUUCCAAGUGAGCGACCACGGCAUGGACACGGUCUCGCUGGACCGCAUCAUCAACCUCACCGGCCUGGUGGACAGCUCCACCUACGAGCUGGACGGCGUCUCGCCGGUCCUUGGCCUCAUCCCCGUCCCAGGUGCGGAGGACCAGAUCUACGCGGCCUUGAAGAACGCCUCGCUCCGGGAGCACUUCGAGGUGUACAGGCGGGCGGAGGUGCCGGAGCGGUGGCACUUCGCCCGCAACCGGCGCGCCCCGCCCCUGCUCGCCGUCGCCGACGAGGGCUACGCCUUCGACGACUUCUUCGCGUCCCGGGACCGCUACAUCCACCACUACAACGUCUCACCCUCGGCCAACGUGACGUUCGGGAUGCACGGCUACGACAACUCGCAGCUGGACAUGCUGCCCUUCUUCCUGGCGUGGGGGCCGGCCGUGAGGCGCGGCCACACGGUCCCGCCCUUCGACACGGUCGACCUCUUCCCGCUGUGGGCGCACCUGCUGGGCGUCGCCUGCCCGCCGGGCAACGGCUCCUUGGAGCACGUCCGCGGCAUCCUGGCGGCCGGCCCCCCGUCCCUACUCGCGGCUUACAUUAUUACGUUGGUGGUUGCUGUUGCGUUCGCUGCCGUUGUGGUAGCGUUUGUGUUGUACAGAAGAAACAAACAGGGCUUCAUGGUUUUGUCCUACAGGAAGAUGGGCGAUUUGGCAGACGCGGGCCCCGAGGACAUGAUUGAAGGUCAGCAUCUCCUCAGCAUCGCUGAAGAUUAGUGAUUUCAAGGUCACGAGUACACGUUGGGUAAACGAUCACAUGAAAGGUUGUUAUGUAUUUUCUUAGAUCUGUACGUCUGUAAAAUUUGUGAUACAGUUUAACGCUUGAGACGAGGCAGACUCUUUGAGGGGAAUAUAGCAUACCUUUAUUUCCUUUGGAAUUACUGCUUUGCUUUUAAUAGAUUUAAAAAAAAAAAUUAUUUAAAAAAAAAGCAUGGAGCAGACAGGAAUGAACUGUUCUCUGCUGUGCUGUAUUAACAGUGAUGAGUUGAGCUUGGCUCCAUUAUGGCUUAUUGAUAUACAAGAUUUUAUGGUGAUAUUUUUUAGGCCAUAUUUUGUUUUGGAAACAGAGUAUCUUGGUCGUAUUAUUUUUAUAAAUUUUUGUUUAUUCAUUAAGAUAGUGUAUGAUUAAACUAACAUGACACUUAAAUUCUAAAUAUUUAGUCUGCCAAAAUAGAGCAGUUUUACCUGUGAUAAUAUACACAUUAUUACAAUAAAAUAAUUUGUAAUAAGAACGACUAGAACAGAACUACUCGCAACAAUGAAAAAAAAAAUCAUCACAUUUUGUGUGUUUGAAAAAGGUACAAAUUUAAGUAAUUUAACAACAUAUUGAUUGUAAUUAACUUUUUCCUAUUUUUUGUUGAUAUAUUUUGUUAAAAUAUCAUGUUAAAAUAAUUACAUUCUUUGAAUUUGAUACAUUAAAAGAUUUCAAUUUCAUAA